Molecule: messenger RNA, 743 nt
Organism: Anopheles darlingi
Lineage: Eukaryota; Metazoa; Arthropoda; Insecta; Diptera; Culicidae
Exons: 3
Coding region: 102-671 (189 amino acids)
Biological process (GO): maturation of SSU-rRNA from tricistronic rRNA transcript (SSU-rRNA, 5.8S rRNA, LSU-rRNA)
Cellular component (GO): nucleus
Source: RefSeq, a predicted model, not a curated record
UCACUGUAAGCAGAUCUUUCGCCGCAGCAGCAGGUUGAUGAAGAGUCGAAAGGAAUUAAAUUAAAGGAAAAGGAAAAUCGACUUCAUUAAACAGCGACAAUAUGGCUCAAGGUAGUGUGAAUGCUGAUUUUCGGAUCGUGGUGGAAAAUGUGAUGAAUCGCUGGACCGCUUUGCGGAUGGCCGUCGAACACGGCAUGGGUGGCCCUUUGGGAUUGAACACUGCAAUUGAGCUGAUCGACUAUGUUACAGCGUUCUGCACGGAUAACAAGAACAUUGAUUCUAUCGAUGUGCGAGAAUUGCUCGAGGAAAUCAUGGACCAAGAGUACGAGACGAUCUGUGAGGAUGAUUCAAUUCAAGAAAUAAGCGUGCUGCUGAUGAAAUACUUGAACCUGCUGAAGCAAGGCAAAACGGAGGAGGUGAUGGCCGAGUUGAGGCUGAUGAAGCCGUGUGAAAUGUGGAUUGUGAGUGGAGCUAAAAUCAAAUAUCAACGCAUGGACGAUAGUAGCAGCGAGAGCGAUGAUCCAGCGGACGAUCAGGAGGAGAUGGAGGUUGACCAGACUUCCGGCAGCGUGAACGUCGUCAGUCCCAGCACCGAAGGAUCUAGCAUAAAGUUCACAGAAGAGGACAUCGAUCCCGGCUGGACGCAGGUGCGUGGUAGACGGCGUCGUUGAGGUUGAGAUUUUUGUUUAACAAAAUCCCCUGUAAAUAAAUUAAAAAAAUCAGGAAAAUAUAAAAAACAUUGC